UUGCUGCUGCUGGAUUGGCGUCGUCUCUCAAUCUCCUCGAGCUUCGAACGCAGUCGCUCUGACUACCUUCAAUUGUUGCAACAGCUCCGCAAGUGCAAGGUUACAUUCUUCUGACUUUUGAGCAUAUUAAGCAGGCACCAUGGCGUCAUUGAGCGUCAGGGGAGCUACUCUUUAUUCUGCCACUUCACUGUGGGCGCCCUUGGUAUCCCCCCGCUGCGCGUCGCCUAAUCGGUCUUCUGUCCGUUUCGCGGACCGCCACUCACUAUUGUGCACCGAAACUAAGGCCAAUUGGAAAUCCUCAAAUUCAGUUUCGAAAUAUCUGAGACGUAGUGUUGCCAAAUCUUUCGUCUGCUCGGCAGCCCUAGAUACUUCUACGCACGAGUUUUUUGAUGACGGUGCAGAACUGGAGGUGCGUGUUCGAAUACCGGAUGGGAUGGUAGGAGAAGACCACGCUCCUGUGAGUGCUCGUCAUGUGAAUGUUGACUCUCAGGAUACUGCUCUGUUCAUAGCUGUUCGAAGUCCUCAAGGACCCCGUAUGAUUUUUUCUGCUAUGCGACUGUAUGGCCGUGUGAAACCGGCUGAAACUGUCUGGUAUAUAGAUGAUAGCGAAAUCGUUCUGAGCUUGAAAAAGACGGACGAUGAUGUAAAAUGGCCUUCGUUGGAAGAAGCAUGGGCUUCAUUGACAGAAGGGGUAUCACAGCUGUUGAAGGGUACUUCUGUAUACGUUGUUGGGGGGUCCACGGAUAUCAAUUGGGCUGUUGCAAAGGAGCUAGCUGCUGGUCUCGAAUAUGUACCACUUCAAACACAGCAGCUGAUACAAGAUUACAUUAACAAAUCACCAGUUGAGUUGGCAGCUGAAGAAGGCGAUAAAUCUGUUACAGAAACUGAAUCUGCAAUAUUGGAUAGCCUUAGCUCACAUGUUCGCUGCGUUGUUUCAACACUAGGUGGCAGCCCAGGUGUGGGUGCUCAGUUAGGAAAUUGGAGAAGUUUACAUGCUGGAUUCACUGUCUGGAUCAACCAGACUACCGCUACAGACGAGGAAACUGCGGAACAAGAAGCAGCAAGGGCGAAGCAAGAUGGCUCAAAAGCGUAUGCACAGGCUGAUGUUGUUGUAGCCCUUGGUGGCUGGGAUGAGAACUCGGCUAGGCCUGCCGCGGAAGGUGCACUUCGUGCUCUUAAGGCUUUUCUUGAAGGCGACAAGGAGCUGCCAGGUAAAAAGAGCAUGUAUGUUCGACUUGGAUGUCGCGGGGACUGGCCAGAUAUUAUGCCUCCAGGUUGGAAUCCUCUUAGUGGCAAGGAGGAAGCCAAAAGCACUGCGUACUACUAAAGAGAUAUUUACUAUUUAUUUCAUCAGCGGGGAUAUGUUGGACGAUGACGGUGAGGAAUGAAGCUGCGCAUUUUUUUCUCUCAGACUCUAGUUAACUGACGAAUGACCUAGAUGCUAAGAUGCUUGUAAUGAUCUGUUGCUUCAGUGGUUCACCAGAGUCCACUCACUGCAUACAGCAUUUAUGAUGUUAGAAAGCUCAGUGCGAAGUUGCGGAUAGUUUUACUGCUCUCAUCAGAUGGUUGUACAGACAUUUCUUACAGAAAUGUCCAGUGUGUCAACUUUAUAGUGCUAAUAGUUUAGGGCGUCCCAAAGUAAGAGUAAAGCACCUGUAGUUCCGAAGAUUAAGAUUUUUUUCUUUCUAAAAUUCAAUAUUUACAAAGAUUUUUUUUUCAAUUAAUGGUUACCUUGGACAGAAUUAUUU
Molecule: messenger RNA, 1748 nt
Organism: Physcomitrium patens
Lineage: Eukaryota; Viridiplantae; Streptophyta; Bryopsida; Funariales; Funariaceae
Source: RefSeq, a predicted model, not a curated record